This is a messenger RNA of Nannospalax galili (Upper Galilee mountains blind mole rat), 1128 nucleotides long. RefSeq names its product small integral membrane protein 6 (gene Erln). The record is from RefSeq and is a predicted model, not a curated record. The coding region runs from base 365 to 526 and encodes 53 amino acids. The transcript has 3 exons. Lineage: Eukaryota; Metazoa; Chordata; Mammalia; Rodentia; Spalacidae.
UCUAUGGCGCUAUCUGAGGCUGCACCUGAGGCUGGCACCAAGGAGAAGAUAGGCUACAAAGGUGAUAAGCACUCCCACCCAGAAACUGGGUUCAGGAAGCACCAGCUGGAGCUGUAGUUAAUCAUUCACUCAAACCACAAGAAAGGACUUCUUCCUUGGUGAGCUCUGGACAAGUCAUCUAGACUGAAAACUAAGACCCAGUGGUACACAGUCAUUUCUUUGACUUGGGGUGCAGCUGUGGCCACGUCACAGCCUCUUCUGUCUGGGACCCCUGCAAAGCGUGAGGACUGAAGGACAAUCCUGAUUGCCUUUGCUCGUGUAAGACACAGUACUGUUAGCAGAAAACCAGAUUUACACAGGCCAAAUGGCAACCCUAAACGUCACUCAGAAUGACGACUUCUGGCAGAACCCCUGGGAUGUGGGAGGUCUGACAGUGAUUGGCUUAUUCACCUUCACCUUUGUGUUCUUCAUCAUAUUUGCUACUGUGUUUGGUUACGUGGAAAAGACAGAGUGUGAAGAGGAGUAAGCGGACUUCCUUAGAAGGCAGCAGGCAAAGGCAGGUUGACCUGCCUACCCCAUACCAGUGGUUGGGCUUUCCACAGUCCCCUGUGGCUCAAGAAAGACUAUUCAAGCACAUGAAGAGGGCCUCUCCUCUACCUCACAUGAGAGCAGCAAUGGCCAGCCAAGUCCUCUAACAGGUUCCCUGCCGAGCCAGCAACCUUUUAAGUCCUUGACAGAGAAAGAAAACCAUCAAAGUAAAGAUUCCUUUUCAAAUCUGCUAACUUGUGAUAGCUCGUUUUCUACGUAGACAUGGUUACUGGAGCCGGCUUUCCUAGUGAACCUCACCAAUGCCUGCAAGCCCUCAUGGGUCUGGUCCUGUAAGGAGCACAAUCAGUCUCAUUGGCUGUGUGCCAUGUACCCUUAGGUUCACAGCACGACUUCCAGUUCCUAAAUAUGCUGUGCUUUCUCCUGCCUCCGUUCUGCAUCUCCCCCUGACUGGGAUGCUCUCUUUCAAACCACAUCCAAUUCCAUGGCCUAACUGGUACCUUCACCCUUCAGGUCUCAGUCUAAACCUGCCUUGUUCAGGUGAACGUCCCCUGACUGACUUGUAAGACUGAGACAGAGCUA